Rhagoletis zephyria (snowberry fruit fly) is the source of this 4174-nucleotide messenger RNA. It is a transcript of the gene Hsepi, whose product is annotated as D-glucuronyl C5-epimerase. The record is from RefSeq and is a predicted model, not a curated record. Lineage: Eukaryota; Metazoa; Arthropoda; Insecta; Diptera; Tephritidae. Gene Ontology annotation, cellular component: Golgi apparatus. Gene Ontology annotation, molecular function: heparosan-N-sulfate-glucuronate 5-epimerase activity. Gene Ontology annotation, biological process: heparan sulfate proteoglycan biosynthetic process.
CCAGCUCGCGGGUUUAAACCACAUGCAUGCACUGAAAAGCUGGCGCUCAAUAUGUUAAUUAUUCCCAAAGGAAUACAAAUGACCGACAAAUUAGAAAUUUGGCAUCCCUAUGCUGAAUGUUUACAAACACACGUCAUUUAGACCUGUCAAAAUCAUAUGUUUUCGGGUAAAACUAACAAAAACCUGUAAAAAUUUCGCUCGCAGACGAAGUAAAUAAAAAAUUAGUGAAAUAAUUAAAAAUGAAAAUAAAUCAGCUAUAAAACCGAAAACGGUCAUAUAUGAACACCCGAUUCAAUUAUGCACAUUGACCAUAUUAGCUCAACGGCAGCAAUCAUAAAAGCCGGAAUAUGGAAGUCGUGAGUUUAUAGUUGAUAUGUUUAACGCCUACGCACGAAAAAUAUUCAUCUAUAUAACUGCAAUUACAAUCUAUGCGAAUUUCGGAUAGUUAAAAAUACGAUUGCAAAUAUUGGCGUACAAUCCGAUGUUCACAAACUAUACAAACGCUGGGACAGCAGCGAAAGGUCCUACGCCUACGGUGACCUGCGUAGAUACAAAGAGCUGUAAUAGUAUCAAUAAGAUUAUAACUACUGUCAACACCGCUAAGCACAGCAUAAACCACAGAGGUGGAAGUAUCAACCGUUUCAUUGUAAAACGAAGUAGCACUAGCGGUACCGAACAUAAAUCCCGCAAAUUCAACGCCAAGCGUGAACAACUCUUUUUCCUAAUCAUAAUGCGUUUAAACCUGAAGAAUUUCCUUUACGCACUCAUAGCAUUUGUAGUAUUCACCGGUGCAGUACUAUAUUUCUUCUUUCCGGAUUUCUUAUUUCCACACAAUUUUGUGCAACAUUGGGAUCGCCGAUUGAAAAAAGGCAAUAGUUUGGGUUCAAAUACGAUUGAUGACAAUCAAUCUUUACUUUCCACACCGCUACAGAAUAUUGAGUGCUGGAUAAAUCAGGAAUAUUCGAUACCUUGCAAACACAGUGCAGAAAAUAAUGAAGUAUACGUGCCAUUUUCGUUUUUACGCAGUUAUUUUGACAUUAAUGGUGGCAUGCUUGCGGUCACCAGCAGUAGCAUCAAUGAUAAAAGCGUUAAUGGAGAUGAUAAUAUAGUGCCACGAUUUGCGUGGGUGCAUAGCAAUGCAAAAAUUAAUGUACCCAAAGGCAAAUACGAUUCACGUGGACGCUUUGCUUAUUUUGAAAACUACAAUGUGGAGGUGCGUGAUCGCGUAAAGUGCAUAAGCGCCGCCGAAGGCGUGCCUAUAAGUACACAGUGGGAAAAAAGUGGGUACUUUUACCCGACACAAAUUGCUCAGUUUGCUUUAGCACAUUAUAGCAAAAACUUGUCUGAACCACCGCCGAAAAUCAAGGUGUUGGAAGAUGCCGAUACUAAUAAAUCAAAUUGGUAUACGCCCAAGUCCAGUAAUAUUUCUCGCAUUUGGCAUCCGAAAUUUAAUACAUCUGUCAUCCAAUAUGAAACUGCCAUUGGAUAUGACAGUGCUGUGCGCUUAGACAUCAACCAAACACUUGAGCUGGUGCUAAGUGUUGAUAUUUUGCUGGUCACUAACAGCAGUAGUCUUAUGGUGACAUUACAGUCUCGUGAAACUAAGCAGAAUUACCUACUGCACUACAUUCCCGCAGAUUUGCGGCUAAGCACGCAAGAUCAAAAUAUAUACUAUGGCAUGGGUACUAGUGCUGUGAAUAGAUGGCGUCAUAUAACGCGGGACCUGUUUAUAGAUGUACAGAAAGGCGUCAUGAGUGGCAGUGACAAAAAAUCGCCAUUAAAAAUACGACGAAAUGAAUUGCGAGUCACAUCGGUGGCGUUUCUGGGUGUUGGUUUCUUCGAUAACAUAACGUUCUCAACAUAUGAUCACUUGGCGCAUUUUUACGAUGCCGCCGAGUGGUUUAUCCACAAUCAGGAUUUAAAAACUGGUGGUUGGCCAAAUCCAGUGAGGCGCAGUUUAAACGGCUUCACUGAACUUAAAGCAGGUUGGCUCUCGGCUAUGGGACAGGGCCACGCGAUUUCCGUACUGGCGAGAGCCUACUUCCACUCCGGAGGAGACAAGCGCUACUUGAAAGCAGCGGCGUUGGGCCUAAAACCAUUCCGUGUAUAUUCAAAGGAUGGUGGCGUAUUAGCGCAAUUUAUGGACAAGUAUUUCUGGUACGAAGAAUAUCCAACAACGCCGCCAUCUUUCGUUUUGAAUGGUUUUAUUUACUCUCUUUUGGGACUAUUUGAUUUAAAUUCUACUGCGCCAUCAAACAUUGGACGCGAGGCUGGAAAGCUUUUUAAUCAAGGCAUGUAUUCAUUGAAAAAAAUGUUACUGUUGUAUGACACGGGCUCUGGUACGAGUUAUGAUUUGCGUCAUCUAAGUUUAGGCACUGCUCCGAAUUUGGCACGAGACGAUUACCAUGCGACGCACGUUAGCCAGUUACUGUUACUAUCUACAAUCGAUAGUGAUCCACUAUUAAUGGAAACAGCUGAGCGAUGGAAGGGCUAUAUGUUUGGUAAACGAGCCAAGCACAAUUGAGGGCGAGAUAGGCGUAAGCGCCACAAACAUGUAGCCUAUAAAACCUUAGGUCGAGGCCACGCAAUGAGCGGCAAAGCGACGAGCGGCUGAGCGACGCCAUACAAAAAUGCCGCUCAGCGGCUCAGAAAUGCCGCUCAGUGCGUGGCCACUUCAAUAGUAUUUCAUAUGUUUUAAUUUUAAGCUGCUCAGCCACUCAGCCAGUCGCCGCCUUGCCGCUCAUUGUGUGGCCUCGGCCUUAGAGUGAUAUUUGAUCCUUACUUUUGCAAAAUAAGUAUUCUUUUUACUUACUUUUAUAUACAAUUUUUUAUACAUAUUAUCUUUUAUUUUUAUUUAUUCUUAUUGCCUAUGUAAAGAGGAGAAUCUUUGUGAAUUAGUUUGUUUUUCUUUGUACUGUAAUAAAAUUAUUGAAAUUGUCUAUGCAGAUGGAACAUCCCUCCGAGUAGUGCGAAUACUCGGUCUAAUACUAAAAGUGUGUAUUGUACCUAGUACUAAACCUAUUUCCAUGGGAAAGUCAGAACUAUAAGCUGAUAAUAAGUAACUACAUGCACGUUUUUACGCAGCUAGUAAAAUAGAAAUGUUACUUUGAAAGAAAGUAAAAGUUUUGUAUUUUGCUUGGCAAAAUCGGUUUUUCAUUUGAUGUAUUUUUCGCAAUAUUGUAGAUAGUACUUACAUCUUUAUAUAUUAGGAUUCUUGCCAAUAUAUUUAAUUUAAAAUUUUAAUAAAAAAAAUGUGUAUUACUUCGCGAACUUUACCCAUCUGUAUUUCUAAUAUAAGCUUGUUUUUUCUGCGUGAAUAUUUUGUGUAAUAUUUUUACUCUAUAGUAUUUAUUAUUUUAUUAAAAUUAAAAAUAUUUUUUUUAAGUUUAUAUGAACUAAAGAUUUAGGGAAAACAAAUCAUACUUAAUGUGUUUUUACUUUUAUAAUUAUUUAUGUAAGUUAUGACAUUUUAGAAAUAGAUAAAAAAUACGCAUUGUUAAAAAAUUUAAUGUAAAAAAUAAAUCGAGUUAGUAGUAAUAUUAGAGCUUAAACCUUGCAUUUCACACCUAUCUAAAAAACGCAUCAACAUUAAUACUCACAUAUUGUUUUCCUUUAUUGUAGUCUGUUAAAUCUUCAAUAAUCUAAUCCACAUGGAACGAUACAAUAACUAAUUUAGGCACUGUAGUGUUGAAACUAACAAGAGGAAUCAACUAAUGUAGAAUAAAACGAAAUACUUAAAUAAAUGUAUAAAUAAUGUAGUAGAGAUUACAACUGCCAAACUGUGAACAGACAUUUAUUUUUCUCAAGGUUCGUAUACUUUGGGAGAAAAUUUGAAAUAAAAGCGUCACAUAAAAUGCAGUAUGCAUGAAUAUUUAUUUAAUUGGUUGAUUACGGAUAAACCUCAAUAUCGCCACUGAAAUAUAAAUCUAUAAUAAAAAGCUUUCUCGCUUUAUUUUCAUAACAUUCAGCUAUCUUAUAAAAAUUUUUGAACUCAAAUUUUCAAAUAAGAUAGUGUUAAAUGUUUCUUCUCGCUCCAAUUACCUCACCUAGUAUAAUUAUCACCAUGGGCUUAUAUUCAAUACAACCUAUCUGCAAUUCUCACAAACGCUAGGUGCGCAUGUUAGCACCCGUCUGGGAUUUAACUGUCGCAUUAAUUUUGCCUUUAAGUUUUCAA